UAAUGAAUUAUUAAUUCAUGGUCUGCCCUUGGUGCAAAAGAAGUGUAGGUUUCUUAAGUUGUUGUACUUGCCAUAAAAAAUAUGAUUUAGUUAUCUGCAAUGGAUUGUCAGUGAAUUGCCCAUUAUGUAUAGAUGUAUAAUAUACAUUCUAUUUAUGGUAGUGUAAAUUGGAUACCUACUAUCAGAAUGAUGAAGACUUAUUAGUACAUUAGUAAUGCCAUAGAAAUUAUAAACGGAUGUUUUAUCAUUGUUAAUGUUGCAAGGGUUAUUUUUGCAAUUGUGUGUAAGACUUUUAAAUGAGUUUUAGAGAAAAAUAAUUGAAAAAAUAAAUAAUUUUAAAUCCAUGUCCAUGUUCUAAAAACAAAAAAUGA
Paramecium pentaurelia is the source of this 371-nucleotide messenger RNA. The record is from the annotation of a GenBank genome assembly. NCBI's taxonomy places the organism in Eukaryota, Ciliophora, Oligohymenophorea, Peniculida, Parameciidae.